AUGGCGUUUACUACCCAAAAGCUCUCUUUGAUGACAAGGGUGGUAUUGGCUCUACUAGCCGUAUCAUCAGCCUGCGCAUUUCCAAUCCAAGGCUCCAACAGCGAGAUGCAAACACAACCUGUAGCAAAUAUCCAGCCUCGCGAUCCACGAAUCAUUCCCAAUACGGAAAAUUAUCUCGCGAGCAUCUUGAACGAGGUUGGCCUGGGUCCUCCACCCAAAUCAGAGCUCCCAGCUCCCGAAAUCCCAUCACCCCCUGUGUCUGUGCCAGUACCGGUGCCCUUCUAUUUUCCUACUCCUACCGUUGAGAUUAGUGAUCACGGCAAUGGAAACGUCGAAGGACUGUAUCCAUCUCCGGCCAUCUCUAGCUAUGAGUCGAGUUGGACUACCAAUGUUCAGAAUGAUUCUGACCACCCUGUCAAGAACAUCCAGAUCGGAGACUGGCAUGGCGGAAACAAGAUCGAGGCGUCAGAUAUUCCCAAUGUGCUGAAUGCCGUGGAAAAAUUGGUUUCCCACAGGCUUAAUGAUAUUUACAGUGCAGACGAGAUUUCGCCCUGA
Penicillium taxi is the source of this 555-nucleotide messenger RNA. RefSeq lists its product as uncharacterized. The transcript is spliced from 2 exons. NCBI's taxonomy places the organism in Eukaryota, Fungi, Ascomycota, Eurotiomycetes, Eurotiales, Aspergillaceae. The coding region runs from base 1 to 555 and encodes 184 amino acids. The record is from RefSeq and is a predicted model, not a curated record.